AAACGAAAUCUCGAAAUGCUCAAUUUCUUAAAUUUUAGUGUUUUUGACUUAGAUUCACUAAUUUUUUCUACACUAGCAUUAAUUAAUUUUUUUUUAAAAAAACUCUUCUCCGUCUACCGUCUCUAUUUAAACAGCUCAAUCCGCCAUUAAUUAGAGCUCAAGAAGGAAAAUGGGCGACAAACUGAAGCAAAAACCCUACGUUUCCUACGACUCCGGCAGCGAUGAAGAGGGAGACGAUGUUGAAGAUCUUCUUCCACUGGAAAAAUUGAAUUUGGGUCCUCAGAAGAAGCUCCUCGUGCUCUGUCUCGGCGAUCUACUGGUGCGCCGGGUGCACGUUAGAGAUAGGCGCACCGUUCGCGGCUUCGAACCUGACGUCACCCAUGGAAAAUUUCUAGUGUUCAAAAGGCCUUUAUGUACGGAGUUCAUGAAAUUCUGCUUUGAUCGAUUUGUGGUCGGGUUAUGGUCUUCUGCAAGAGACCAUAAUAUUGAUGCUGUUUUGAGCUGUAUCACUGGUCAUGGAAAUAGGCACAAGUUGGCUUUUGUUUGGGCACAAGAGGAAUGUGAAGAUUCUGGUUUUUAUUGUCUAGAAAAGGAGGAAAAACCCAUAUUUCUCAAGCGUUUGGAAGAUCUUUGGGGGAAGAAAUAUCCCAUUACCCUUCCAUGGAAAAAUGGCCAAUAUUCAGCUUCUAAUACUCUCUUGAUUGAUACCGAGCCCCACGUAUCGCUCCUCAACCCAGUGUGUAUCUCCCCAGCUUUUCUUUAAAUGCAAAUUAAUAUUUUUUUUUUAAAAAAAUCAUCUUUGUUAUUUUUAUGGGACAAAACAAGUGUUUACAAUUCUUUCCCAUUUUUUGGGAGGCGCUGCAGGUUGACUCGGCUAUAUUUCCGCAACCAUACAAAAAACCGAAUCCUAGGGAACAAAAUUAUACUGCAUUUAUUUAAUCUGUGAUUUUUAGGUUAGGAUAAAUAUCCUUUCUAGGCCUUACCUUGUGGGUGAUUAUACUAUGUUAUUGUUGAUGUUGGUGUUCUUGUUGGGGUUUAUCUGUUGAUAUUGUAGGACAAACGGGCGAGUUACGAAGUUUUUUGGAAGGGGUUGCAGAAGCAGAUGAUGUUCCUACUUAUGUGAAGGAGAAUCGCAUCGGGCAACCUCCGAUAACGCCUUCACAUCCCGAUUGGAAGUACUAUGAAAAGAUCGUCCGUCACUUCGGCAAGAAAUAACAUAAUGUUUC
Molecule: messenger RNA, 1226 nt
Organism: Cuscuta campestris
Lineage: Eukaryota; Viridiplantae; Streptophyta; Magnoliopsida; Solanales; Convolvulaceae
Source: the annotation of a GenBank genome assembly